GGGUCCUCCUUUUGAUCGUCUACUUCGCAACCCUUGGCCCUCCAUUAAAGCUCGUUCCACGAGCCACCCAGCCCUUCGUUUCCGCCCCUUCCGCCUUCCCGUCCGUCCAUGUAACUAAAGCUACGGAGGCGGACGGGCAGUGGUUGGCAACGAGCGUGCAAGUAACAGUCGUGCGGACAAAACGGGAAGCGGGGGCCUCGAUUGGCAAAGAGAAGUACGGAGAGAAUGACAAUACGCAGCAGGGCAAUGAUGAUAAUACCCAGCAGGGCGAUGAAGAUACGCAGCAGUGGGAUGAAGAUCCGCAGCAGAAGAAAUCGGUGCAGCUGGCGCAACUGGCUCCGGAGGCGCAAUGGGAGCAGGAGCUGUGGCCAAAACGGGAAGCCGGGGCGUUGAGUGGGAACGAGAAGUAUGGAGACAUUACGAAUCAGGAUCGAGAUGAUGAUACGCAGCAGGGCGACGAAUAUACGCAGCAGAAGAAAUCGGUGCAGCUGGCGAGGGAGGCGCAAUGGGUGACGGAGCAGGAGCUGUUGCAUGAGGAGGAAAUGCAGGCUCUUCGGAAGCAGGAGGAGCGCGCGCAGCAACAGGAGCAGGGUGCGCCGCAACAGGAGCAGCGCGCGCAGCAACAGGAGCAGGGUGCGCCGCAACAGGAGCAGCGCGCGCAGCAACAGGAGCAGGGUGCGCCGCAACAGGAGCAGCGCGCGCAGCAACAGGAGCAGGGUGCGCCGCAACAGGAGCAGCGUGCGCAGCACCAGGAGCAGCUCACGCAGCAAAAGGAGCAGCGCGAGCAACAAAAGGAGCAGGAAGCGCAGCGAAAAGUGCAGCGUGCGCAGCAACAGGAGCAGCUCACGCAACAAAAGGAGCAGCGCGCUCAGCAAAAGAAGCAGGGAACGCAGCAGCAGCGCACGCAGCAAACCCAGCAGCAGGAACAACUAGGCCCUCAGAAACAGGAGCAGCAGCAGGGGCAAAAGAAACAGGAUAGCACGGAACAAAUCAAACCAAAGCGGAAACAUCGGAAGAACGUCGAUGUGCCCCCCAGCAGCAGCAGCACUCGCUUAGACACUUCCCAUGCCGCCUCUCAAGGCGCUGUUGGCGGGGACAAACGGAAGCGCGCGGCCAGGGGGGGAAGGGACGCGGGUGGGAAAAGGGGCGGCGGAAGUGCUGGCAGGGGCGAGAAGCCCUCGGCUGUGACGGGCGAGUCUGCUAGUAACACCACCGCGACGGCCACCACCCCCGCUGCUCUUGAGACGUCUCAAAAGUCGGAUGCGGAAAGGGGCGGCGGUAGAGUUGGCAGGGGCGAGAAACCCACAGCUGCUACGGGCUCUGCUAGUAACACCGCUGCGACGGCAACCCCCAACCCCGCCAGAGGGGGAAAGGACGCGGGUGGGGAAAGGGGCGGAGGUAGAGCGGGCAGGGGCGAGAAGCCCAGGGCCACGACGGGCUCUGCUAGUAACACCACCGCGACGGCCACCCCCGCCGCUUCUCUCGACAUCCCUGCCACGGCCGCCGCGAAAGCAUCUGGUGCGGCGGAUUUACCUGUUGAAAUGGGGGCCUCCGCGAGCGUAUCUGUGGGGGCUGCGUGCCAGGGGCGGGCGAUUUACGUGUACCCGCUAUCGGCGCGCUUCAACCAGUGGAUGGUGGACGAUUGCUUGGAGAGCCACUCGGCGGACUUCCUGUUUAUCCCAGCGUACCUGGGCUGGUCGAUCUGGUCGCUCGUGGAACACGGGCUCUUCGUAGAUCGGGACCAGCCGGGAAUCGAACUCGAGCGCUAUCUUUUGGAAGAAAACCCAGAUUUCAAGAGGCUAGUGGAUCAAGGGAAUCAUGUGCUGGUGCUCGGCCGGCCAAUUUGGGACUUCAGGAGGGUGAAAGAGUGGGGCUCGGAUCUUUGGUGGCGACCGACCUUCAAUAAUGUCACACUGCUUACUGUAGAGGCCACACGGGAGUGGUACGGCAGAGAAGUGUUUUCCAUUCCUUACCCGACAUCGUUUCAUCCUGUCGGCUCGGCAGAGCUGCAGGGUUGGAUGAAUCACGCUCGUGACCACGCCCGGCCGUAUUUGUACGCGUUUGUAGGCGGCAGGCGGGCUAAGGAGACCAUAGAGGGUGCGCUGAGAGGAGCUCUACUGCAGGAAUGCGAGAACGAACCAGAGAAAUGCUUACUUUUGGAAUGUUACAGUGCUGAUGCGGAGGCGGUAACUGAAGCAGCAGCCGAGAUAGGCCGGGAGGCGGCCAGUCGAAAAGCCAAGACAGCAGCAGCAGGAGGAAAAGGAGAGGGAAUAGCUGAGAAUAUCGAGGAGGAAGAGCCUAAGGUGGAUCUUCCUGGAUGCACCGAUCCCAGGAGAGUUGCUGGUGCAAUGCUGCAGUCUGAGUUUUGUCUACAGCCAGUGGGAGACAGCCAAACCCGCCGGUCCUUCUUUGACUCGAUCAUAGCAGGCUGCAUACCGGUGGUGUUUUCCACGGAUACUUUUGACAGCCAGUAUCCGUGGUUCUUUGACCCGAAGCCGGAGGCACGGCGCAAGAUUGCAGUCAUGGUGGACCCUGAAGAGGUGAUUUCAGGCCGAGUGAAGAUUGGGGAGGUGUUGGGGAAGAUAUCUGUGGAAAGGAAAGAGGAGAUGAGAAAAGAGAUGCGGCUUCAUGUUCCAAGACUGUUGCUGAGAGAUCAUGCAAGAGAGGGAGAGGUGGGAGAGGAGGGACUUUUCGAAGAUAUGGAACUGCACAGAGCAACGGAGGUGUCGGAUUCAGCCGUUUCUGUUGACGACGUGGGAGCAAAAAUGAGCGGCCUGGACCCUGAGGAGCCAUGGCAACAGAAUCAGCAGGAACAGCAGAGCCAGCAGUAUGAGCAGGAGGAGCAGGAUGAAAAGAAUCGGCAGGAUCAACUGAAUCAGCAGGAUGAGAAGGAUCAACAGAAUGAGCAGGGUCAAACGGCAACACCACGCUUGGAGACUCAAGCGGAACGGCAGAAGCGCUCGGCAGACUUCCUGUUCAUCCCGGCGUACCUGGGCUGGUCGAUCUGGUCGCUCGUGGAACAUGGGCUCUUCGAGAAGCGAGACGACCCGGUUAUUGAGCUGGAGAGGUAUUUACUCGAGGAGAACGCGGAUUUCAAAAGGAUGGUGAAUCGUGGCGACCACGUGCUCGUUCUCGGCCGUCCGAUCUGGGAUUUUAAGCGCGAUCAGGAUAAGCCUGAGGGAUGGGGGACUGAUCUGUGGUGGCGACCGACCUUCAAGAACGUCACACUCCUUACAGUGGAGGCUCCUCCCGAGUGGUACGAACGGGAGGUGUUUUCUGUUCCCUACCCGACCUGCUUCCAUCCGGUAGGCUCGGCAGAGCUCCAGGGAUGGGUUCGGCAUGUUCAGGAGCAGCCUCGGCCAUACCUGUACUCGUUUGUAGGCGGGAAGCGAGCGCAUGCGACGUGGGAGGGCUCGCUAAGAGGGAUCUUGCUGAACGACUGUGAGAACGACCCUAAGAGAUGCAUCUUUUUAGAGUGUACUGUUGCUGACGCGGAGGCGGCAACUGCAGCAGCGGCGGAUAUAGGCAGGCAGGCGCAGAAACGGAAGGAGGAGAGGGACAGCAUGGAGGGGAAGGGAGAGGAAGAUGAGAUUGAGCCAGACUUUCCGCUGAGGGGAUGUAUGGAUCCUAGGAGAGUGACAGGUGUCAUGCUUCAGUCCGAAUUCUGCCUUCAACCAAUCGGGGACAGCCUCACUAGAAGGUCAUUCUUUGACUCGAUAAUAGCAGGGUGCAUUCCUGUAGUGUUUGCUCCAGGCACGUUUGAUUAUCAGUACCCCUGGUUCUUCGCUAUUGGAGAUGAGGCUCGGAGGAACGUGUCGGUGAUGGUGGAUUCAGACGAUGUGAUUGGUCGGAAGGUUAGGAUCGGGGAGGUGCUUGGGGGGAUUUCGGAGGAGAGGAAGAGGGAGAUGAGGGAGGAGCUUUAUAAGCAUAUUCCGAGGCUGCUUCUAAGGGAUCAUACGAAAGAGGGGGAGGUGGGAGAGGAGGGUGUGUUCGUAGAUAUGGUGGAUAGGACCAUCGAAGGAUUGAUUGAGAGGAAGAAGAUGAGGAGAGCUGGCGUCGCCGGGAGCUAUUUCCCUUUGUAG
Messenger RNA from Closterium sp. NIES-65, 4082 nucleotides. Lineage: Eukaryota; Viridiplantae; Streptophyta; Zygnematophyceae; Desmidiales; Closteriaceae. The record is from the annotation of a GenBank genome assembly.